Messenger RNA from Pomacea canaliculata, 4663 nucleotides. RefSeq names its product glutamate receptor-like. Gene Ontology annotation, molecular function: glutamate-gated receptor activity; transmitter-gated monoatomic ion channel activity involved in regulation of postsynaptic membrane potential. Lineage: Eukaryota; Metazoa; Mollusca; Gastropoda; Architaenioglossa; Ampullariidae. The record is from RefSeq and is a predicted model, not a curated record. Gene Ontology annotation, biological process: monoatomic ion transport; modulation of chemical synaptic transmission; synaptic transmission, glutamatergic. Gene Ontology annotation, cellular component: plasma membrane; postsynaptic membrane.
ACAGGCAUGUGCAGCCACACGGCCAGCCAGCAGGAAGCUAGGCAUGCGCGCGCUCCCUCUGAUAUCGUCACUGAGCAGUGUCGUCUGCUAUCAUCGAGUUUACUCUCCGGAUUUAUGUCUUACGUCUGGAACGAAACAUCUGGAAUAACGCCGCCAUUCACUCUACCCUUGUUGCUAUGUCGUGGGAAUUUAUACCCUUUGCCUUACUACCGCACAUGUGGAUUCUGUUAUUUGGUCUCGCUGUUUCUCCUACGAGUGUGAGCUACCAGGCACCGAUACCUAUUGGAGCUCUCCUGGAUGCGGAGAAGGAUACGGUGACCAAGUCAGGCUUCAUCUACGCCAUCUCUACACACAACGAGCGGAACAAGGCCCGCGGCAAAGGCAUUGUGUUCAGCACGGUUCUGGAUCAGCUAGAAGUAGAUAACAGUUUCAAGUUUGCCUCAAGAAUGUGCUCUCAGAUGUCAGGGGGCAUUUUUGCCUUCUACGGCAGAACCUCGUCGUCUUCGUUUUCGAUAGCUGAAGCCUUCAGCCAGCAGUUCCACAUGCCGUUCAUCACCCUCAGCCUGUCAGGGGCUGUCAGCAAGCCUUAUCGCCCUUUCACUCUCUCAAUCACGCCUCACAUCGUUGACGCCGUCGUUGACCUCCUCAUCAACUACCAGUGGAAACGACUUGACUAUGUCUACGACAGUGACCAAGGUCUUUUUCAAGUGCAGUAUAUACACAGUCGACUGAAACAGCUGGGUCAUAACGUGGACAUCACGUAUUGCCGUCUCGAGGACGUAGACCAUAUUCACGAGGACCUAAGGCGUCUCGAUAGAAAGAACAAAAACACCAUAAAAAAUUUCGUACUUGAUAUUUCCUCACAGACGGCACUGCGAAGUGUGUUGUCUCAGAUACCUGAAGUUGGAAUGAAUCGCGCGGGGUACAACUAUAUUCUAGCUACCAUGGACAUGGAAACGCUGAACCUGUCACGUUUCCGACAUGGUGGGGUGAACAUAACAGGUUUCCAGCUCAUAAACCGCACAAAUCCAGGAGUGAAGGAGUUCUUGGACACAUGGUCAGUGCUGGAGCCUGUAGUCUGGCCUGGUGCUGGAAGCGACAAAGUUGAGGUGGAGGCUGCUCUGUCGGUGGACGCGCUGGAGGCCUUCCGCCUGGCACUAGAAGCCAUGGUGGGCAGACGACACGACGUGUUUCACUCCACCUUCCGGCGUGGAGUGGUCUACAACCUCAACAAGACCGUUGGAAUACCGUGCAACACUCGUCCCGUCCUUCCUUGGAUGCAUGGCACUGAGAUUUUCUACUCGCUGAAAAGGGUGGAUUUUGAGGGCUUGACUGGUCGAGUUUCAUUCGACAGCAGAGGAUACCGAAAUAAUUAUAAACUUGACCUCUUCACUGUUACCAUGGACAUGGGACCGUUUAAGUCCGGCGAGUGGCACUCAGAGCUGGGACUAAGGAGGGACGAGAAGCUUGUUCCUCGACCAUCGGCCAAUGGGACACAGUCCAAGAGAUUUCGCAUCGUGACCAGCAUAUUGACGAAACCGUUUUUGAUGAUGAGGCAAGCUCCAGGGAGUAUGGGACUUCCUCUCGCAGGAAACGAUAGAUUCGAAGGCUACUGUAAGGACCUGGCGGACGAGCUGAAGGAGCGCUUGCCUAUGGAGUACAUCCUUGUCCCCGUCAAAGACGGAAUGUUUGGCACAGAGCUUCCCAACGGGUCAUGGACUGGCAUCAUCGGGGAGCUCAGGCGAGGGCUGGCUGACCUGGCAGUCGCUCCACUGACCAUCACCUCUGACCGCGAGCGCGUGGUGGACUUCUCCAAGCCAUUCAUGAACAUCGCCAUCUCCAUCAUGAUCAAGAGGCCGGAGAAACAGAAGCCCGGCGUGUUCGCCUUCAUGGAGCCAUUUUCUGUGCCGCUGUGGGCCUGCAUCGUUCUCGCCUACAUCGCCGUCAGCGUCACAGUCUUCGUCGUCAGCAAGUUCAGCCCCUUUGAACUUCGCAUCCGAAGUUACCGGUAUGACCGAUAUAUUGUCUACGACUUUAACAUCUGCAACUCUUUCUGGUUUUCCAUGAGUGCUCUCAUGAUGCAAGGGAGUGAACACUGUCCCAGGUCGGUAGCUGGACGCGUCAUAGGCGGGGCGUGGUGGUUCUUUGUGCUGAUCAUCAUCACAUCGUACACGGCCAACCUCGCCGCCUUCCUGACGAUCGAGCGCAUGCUGCACCCAGUGGAUUCCGCCGACGACCUGGCCAAGCAGACGGAAAUCGCAUACGGCAUGCUGGAGUCCGGAUCCACCAGGACCUUCUUCCAGACAUCGGAGGUGCCGACCUACCGCAAAAUGUGGAACUACAUGAGUACAGCAUCACCCCCUGUCAUGGUCAAAACAGUAGAAGAAGGCGUUGAAAGAGUUCGGAACUAAGGAAAGUACGCUUUUCUCAUCGAGUCCUCCAUGAACAACUACUACAACAACCGCAAACCUUGUGACACGGUGCGCGUGGGUGAGACUUUGAACCUCGAGGGCUUCGGCAUCGCUACACCGCACGGUUCUGACCUCAAAGAGAUCCUGAACUAUGCGACAUUAAAAAUGAAAGAAGACGGAACUCUGCAUCGACUAGAGAACAAGUGGUGGUAUGAGAAGGGAGAAUGUGGCAGAGACACAGGUCACAAGGAAUCGAAGAAGCGAUCUUUAUCACUGAGCAACGUGGCUGGUGUGUUUUACAUCUUGGUGUCUGGCCUUGUCAUUGCCAUCGUCCUGGGACUGAUUGAAGUCUAUAUCUACAAGCGGCAGAAAAGCAAAGAGGCUGGCUUGGCACAUGCAGAUACCAGAACAACUGUAGCUGAAACCCCUCAGGAGAACAUCAAUGGUCUUAUAGAGCCACAUCGAGUAAUUCUACGACGCCAUCGAUGAUAUCACAAAUGUGUAUUUGUUUAUAUAAAGAAAAGCCCCGAGACUUUACCAUUUGCCUUUCUGAAACACAGUUUACAUUGUACCGAUGGACAUUCCUGACUGUUAUUUGAUAAUUAUCGGAAAGUUGUGCAGCCAAUGACAAAACUUUUGAAUAAUAAGUCUGCGGCCAGACUGGUUUUGUUUCCGAGACCUUCUGUAAGAAUGAUAUCGGAAGUAAGAUUUCUGAUAAUACAACACAAGCAUGAUUACAAUGGAUAUUCGUUUGGUUCCCAUGUCAACAAACUCUACAUCAACGCCCAUUUUCUACCAGUAAAUCAGCAUGUCGCUUUACCUGAAUCUGAAGGACCUUAAAGAUAAAAUCAGACUAGUUACUCGGACAAUGCAUUUGUGACAAUGGACAGGAAAUAGAAACUGCCAUGUCUCCAGCCGCACAACAUAUUUAUAAAAAAUAGAAUCACUCUUAAGAAAUUGCUUUUAAGUCAUUUAGAGCUCUUAAAUUUUGAUUUUCUCUUCUAAAUUUCAAACAGGUCAGAAAAGCGUUAAACGUGGUAAAACAGUUUUUAAGACGACGACGGCGGCAACAGAGUCUUUUAUUAAAGAGGAACUAGAUGUGUCUACUAGCAUACAAGAGAAACUUUGAUGACAUAAAACGUGCACGAAUUGUUUCAGCUAUAAAAUGUAUUUGAAAUGACUGCUUAGAAAAACUUUUCAAGAUUUGGAACAUGUAUUAAUUACUGACGGUUCAAAUAUUCACCGGUCAACACGUAUGAGAAAUUCCAAGUACAAUUUAUAUUUUAACACAUAAUGUAUUCAAAAUAUUUUGUUUCGCCCAAAACCUAUUUACCAUCUUAAAGAGUGGUAAUGUUGUCUUAUUGUAAUGGUCAUCAGAGGAAGAGGUUGAGCUGGUCUGUCGAAUCAUAUGGUGUUCUGCUGACACUCGGAGUUUAUAGUCCACAGUUCGCGCUAAAUGUUCCCCAUAUGAUACUCAUUCCAUUAUAUACAUAUAUAUAUUAGUCUUGAGUUUGACGAGUAAUCAAUUAAUACAUUUAUGAUGUUUUGCUGCCAUAGAAAAUUUAGCCUCUCGAUGAUUUCUGUGGGAGCCGCCAUUUAAAACUACUGUGUGCUGAUGGAAUCAGAAGUUCGGCUAAAAGAGUUUGAAAACAAUUUAAAAUGAUGUUACUAAAAAUUAUCCUAAGCACGCGUUGUGCAUUAGGUUUAGGAACUUUCUGUAAAAGCAUUUUGUCAACUACAUGAUACGACUUUCCAGUUUAUAUUUCCAUACCUGGGCUGGGGACAUAACUCCAUAAUACGGCCACUGAUUGUGGCGCCUUGCGAGUCGGACAGUCACUAUAAUUCUGGGCUUACAAAAUGUCUUGUGGGAAGCUUAAUGCUGAUGGUGAUGAAAAUAUCUUCAGAAAUGAAUUCAGUAUUCCGUGUCUGUAGUAUUAGCUGAGGUACCGCCCGUGUUAAUGUUUGUAUUCCAGUAGUGGCACUGCUUUAGCUACAUGUGAUAGUUGUAAUACUCUUAUCAAGGGGACGCUCUGUUGAGUGAAAUGUUUACGUGGAAAAUACGGUGCCAAAUGCAUUAUGUUAAGCAUGUUUAAAGAAUCAUGUAAAGGAUGCCAUGCAAUACAUAUAUACAUGUAUGGAUAAAUAACAAAUACCAUAUAAUACAAUGCAGUACAAUGCAAUGUAUGUGAUUAUUGUUUUGAUUUUUAAUCUGAUUAACAUACAUUACUUUAUUGCAGAUGUUAUAACAUUAA